AUGAAAAAAACACAUGCAAGUAAUAAUAAUAAUAAUAAUAAUAAUGAUGAUGAUGAUAUAAAUGAUAUAUUUGAUAAUUUAUUAUUUGGUGAAGAAUUGGCAAAUAAAAGUGGUUUUGAAGAAGGUUUUAAUGCUGGCAAGUGUCAAUCAAUAAGUGGAUAUCAUCUUGGUUAUCAUAGAGCCAGUGAAUUAUCAGCUAGACUUGGAUUUUACAGUAUUGUUAUAAAAAAUUGUCUUGACAAUAGUGAUAAUUCAUCAAAAAUUAAUAAUCAAGCAAUUAUAUUGGAUGAUUUAAUAAAUAAAUUUCCAAGAGACAAUACUGAAACAAUUGACAUUAUUAAAAUAUUUGAAAAUAUAAAAUUAAAAUUUAAUAGACUCUGUUCAUUGGCUAAAAUUAAUAUUUCAUAUUCUGAAUUUGAUAAUCAACUCAAUUUUUAA
Messenger RNA from Aphidius gifuensis, 438 nucleotides. RefSeq lists its product as uncharacterized. The record is from RefSeq and is a predicted model, not a curated record. The transcript has a single exon. Lineage: Eukaryota; Metazoa; Arthropoda; Insecta; Hymenoptera; Braconidae. The coding region runs from base 1 to 438 and encodes 145 amino acids.